Molecule: messenger RNA, 579 nt
Organism: Brassica napus (rape)
Lineage: Eukaryota; Viridiplantae; Streptophyta; Magnoliopsida; Brassicales; Brassicaceae
Exons: 1
Coding region: 1-579 (192 amino acids)
Source: RefSeq, a predicted model, not a curated record
AUGGAAGGAAAGGUAACUGAAUCUUACUCUAUGGGUGGUAUGUAUAUGUAUCUGUGUGAGGAUACAGGCUCGGUUCCUUGGGAAAAAGUGGUAUGGUCUCCUUUUGGAAUACCAAGACAUGACUUCUUGGCUUGGCUUGUUGUCCUAGAUAGAUGCCCAACCAGAGACAGACUUCUCAGCUGGGGCUUGACUGUGAACCCGCUAUGCCUCCUCUGUAACUCAGAGAAUGAAUCAAGAGAUCAUCUUUUUUUCAACUGCGAUUACACUCAUGCUCUCUGGUCUGAAAUUGCCCAGCGAUGUAACCUGCUUGCACUUCAUUCCUGGAAUGAUACUCUUACGCAACUGCAGGGUCUCUCUGCGAACCGUUCUAUCAGGCGUUUGACUCUCAUAGCGGUAAAGGCCACCAUUUACUGGAUAUGGAAUGAACGCAACAGCAGACUUCAUAGAGGUAUCUUCAGAGACAAGGAUUCCUUAUUCCUGACCAUAGACAGGCAGAUCAGAAACAGGAUAUCGUCGCUUCGAGUUUCUCAUCCGACGACUUCAUCUACUAUGAUGCAGUGCUGGCUGACGAUUGGGUAG